Malassezia globosa CBS 7966 is the source of this 1695-nucleotide messenger RNA. RefSeq lists its product as uncharacterized. The transcript has a single exon. The coding region runs from base 1 to 1695 and encodes 564 amino acids. The record is from RefSeq and is a predicted model, not a curated record. Gene Ontology annotation, molecular function: RNA binding. Gene Ontology annotation, cellular component: ribonucleoprotein complex. Lineage: Eukaryota; Fungi; Basidiomycota; Malasseziomycetes; Malasseziales; Malasseziaceae.
AUGAGAAGAUCCCAGGCUCUGAACUGUGGCGAUGUUUUCAAAGUUGAUACACAGGAAUCUGGACUCGUCUCUAUGACGUCGAUUGCCCCGUCCUUACCGCCGAAUCAUCGGGAUACUUGCUUCUCCAACAGCCUUUCUUCGGAUGAAAAAAACAUUUGGGAUUUGUGUGAUUCGUCAUUUUUUGACAAUGCUUGUCGUUUCGAAGCCAGAGACCCAUGGGCUUCCGCAGGUGCUUCGAAAAUCGCAGUCGGAUCGCUGCCUAAAGCGUUCGACACGUCAUGGCUCUCCGAUCUCAUGUCCCAAGUGAAGCUUCCAUCAGCACCACCAAGUACUGAUGGCGAAGUUGGGCACGAAAGUGAUUCUUCUUCGCCCAUUCCGCAAGCACUCUGGCAACAGCUCGCUUCGCCAUUUCAAUCGCCAAAGGCAACUACGUCGAAAAUAAACCCAGCAAAGGAUUGGUUCGCGCGGGACGCGGUCAAUAUAACUAAAGCUCCAACAUUUAGUCCUUACAACUAUAAUGGCGAUGCACUUGGCAUUUAUCCGCGUCAUCCCGCGUCGACAGGUAUACUGAAGUCAUCUUAUUCGCCGCACGUUCUGUCAAGUGUGAUUGUGAGGGGAUUGGAAGUUCACGUCACCGAGGAAGAUCUGGUCCUUCACUUCACACGCCCACCGUCCUGGCCUGACGACCAUCCUAUGAAGCGCAUGCAUACUCAUGUCCAGAGUAUGGCCGGGUCUACGGGACAACUCCCAACCCAACCCGCGCCAUUCAAAGUCUAUUCUGCACGAAUUAUUCAUGAGUCACCGCAUAGAAUAGGGCGCGUUUUUGGUUUUGUUCGCCUUAUCAGCAAAGAGGAAUGCGACCGUGCACUGGUCGAACUGCAACAUACGCAUCUGAUACCUAAGAGGCCACCACAUUUCCCUUUGCGUUUGUGCCUUGGUUUGGCUGCCGCUCCGCCAGCCACAGAAUACCAACGACGUGGUAAUGCAAAGGCACAGAAACGCUGGCAUGAGAGCAUGUUUGCAUAUUCAGAGAGGAACCGUGCUCGCUCCGCAUCAACGAUGUCGUCCCCAUCAAAACGACCAACAGACGUCUUUGGUUCGCGCAAUCCCGCCCGCUUGGCAUCGACGCCUGCACCAAUUCGAUCUGAGUCUGCAUCGUCUCCAUCGUCGCGAUCAACAACGGCAUCUACUUCUAUAUCUGCAUCUACAUCAACGUCAAUGUCUUCGUCCUCGAUGACUAGCUCUACGCCGAACCAAGCAUUUUCCUCUGAGGGCGUGCCCACUGUCCUCACAUUUGUGUCUGAGUUCACAAAGGAGAGCGACUCGAAGGAGCAGCCACAUUUGGCUUCUGCUCUUACUAAGGCACAUGCAUCGAGUGCAUUGGACCCUACCAAUACAACUGUGUUUGUUGGCAGUCUAUUUUCACUGGCGACGGAAAAUACCUUGCGCACGCUGUUCGCUCCCUACGGGCCCAUCCAGUCGAUCAACAUUCCUCGCGGACAAGAUUGCGGUUUUGUCCAGUUUGCAAGUAAACAGGACGCGGCUCGUGCUAUUGCCGAAAUGCAAGGUUUUCAGAUCGUUGGUGGCGGUGCACUGCGCUUGAGUUGGGGUCGAAGUGUAGGUGAGAAAGCUGCGGCUCGUGCAGCUAUACGUGCAGGCCUACGCUGGGUUGAAGAUUCUACAAUCGUGCCUUGA